UACGGAGUUGAACUGGACCUCCCAGCGGCUACCAUCCUCUCCAUCUUUGGUCUUCGAGCCCAGUCAUUCUCGUGGCCCAACAUAUCGCUGCUGGGCAUCUUCUUUGUGGUGUUCACGACUGCUAGUUAUCUUACACUGCACUUUUUCGUGAAGGAGAAGCGGUAGAGCUGGUGGAGUUGUAGAAUGGUUUUGGUUGUGAACACAUUAAGUAACUUAAGUUAUUGUCUCCUCUCGGCAUAGCGAUAUCAAUCUUGGUAUGUAUGGAAGUAAUGCUCGGAUCGCU
Laccaria bicolor S238N-H82 is the source of this 283-nucleotide messenger RNA. RefSeq lists its product as uncharacterized. The transcript has 2 exons. The record is from RefSeq and is a predicted model, not a curated record. The annotation marks the transcript as partial. NCBI's taxonomy places the organism in Eukaryota, Fungi, Basidiomycota, Agaricomycetes, Agaricales, Hydnangiaceae.